Molecule: messenger RNA, 792 nt
Organism: Lodderomyces jiufengensis
Lineage: Eukaryota; Fungi; Ascomycota; Pichiomycetes; Serinales; Debaryomycetaceae
Gene: RAD59
Product: Rad59p
Exons: 1
Coding region: 1-792 (263 amino acids)
Biological process (GO): double-strand break repair via homologous recombination; mitotic recombination; double-strand break repair via single-strand annealing
Cellular component (GO): nucleus
Source: RefSeq, a predicted model, not a curated record
AUGCCAUUUGAUGACUCAAAAUAUAGCAUAGACGAAGAAACAAGAAGGCUACCAUCGACCCCCAAUUAUUUCAUAAAUUUACAAGAUUUUGAAAAAAAUUUCGAAGUUGAAGCAAAUGAAACAAUAUUAAGUCCAUGGUUAAUUAGUAAGAUUGGAAUAUUACAACUGAGAUUAGAUGAUAUUGAAUAUUCAAAUGAUACUAGAAGAAAAUUUAAUAAAUUAUCUCAAAGUCAAUUAUUUAACUUAGCUAAUGAAAUUUUUGGUUUUAAUGGUUGGUCAACUUCUAUUGAAGAAUGUAUUGUAAUGGAGAAACCGACAAGAGUUGAAAAGGUUUUAGUUGAAGAACGCGUCGAAGAAAAUAAUAAUGAAAAAGAUACGACUAUUAAUAAUGUAACAAGUAAUGAGAAUAAUGAAACUUCACGUAAUGAGCACGGUGGGUCUAAUGCAGGUAAAGAAAUUAAUGAUACAAAUGAUGAUACAAAUGAUAAAAUUAAUGAAAAUAAUGAUAAUAAUGGCGAAAUUACAGAGCUUAAAAAAGUAGAAAAGAUCAAAACUUACUACUCGGCAGAAUCGAUAUGUAUAAUAAAUUUACACUUAAAAGAUGGAAGUGUAAGGAAAGGUUAUGGAAAUGGUCAAGCUCACAAUUUACCACAAAAAAGUAUGGGUUUUGCAAAAUGUAAAAAAGAAGCUAUAACAAAUGCUAUAAAAAAUUCAAUUUUAGGAUUAAGAGAUCUUUAUUUUGAAUAUGAAGUUGGUCAAUUAAAUACUGAAGAAUUGGGUAUUGAAAUUUAA